Messenger RNA from Malassezia pachydermatis, 2886 nucleotides. Its product is annotated as 80 kda nuclear cap binding protein. Bases 1 to 2886 code for a protein of 961 amino acids. The transcript has a single exon. Lineage: Eukaryota; Fungi; Basidiomycota; Malasseziomycetes; Malasseziales; Malasseziaceae. Gene Ontology annotation, biological process: nuclear-transcribed mRNA catabolic process, nonsense-mediated decay; mRNA export from nucleus. The record is from RefSeq and is a predicted model, not a curated record. Gene Ontology annotation, cellular component: nucleus; nuclear cap binding complex. Gene Ontology annotation, molecular function: RNA cap binding; mRNA binding.
AUGGUGCGUGACGAACGGGCGCAAUGGGACGCUUCUGAUGAUGCGCCGCCCCCUCGACACAAUCGACGCGGCUGGGGCCGUCAUCGCGGUGGGCCGCGUGGUCCCCAUGCGCAUGGCGAUGCACGUCAUUUUUCUGCGCCGCCGUUUGGUGCGUACGGUCCUUCGCCAGAUCGUGCGAAAAUGAUGCAGAUCGAAGCGACGCGGCAUAUUCACCAGUCUAUUUUCCAGCUCGGUGAACAAGACUCGUUUGACUUUGCGAGUGAGAUUCCCAAAGUUUGUGCAUGGCUGGAGAGUCAAGCGCUCGAGUUCCCUGCCGCCGUGGUGAGUGCGUUGCGUAUUAUGGCCACAGAGCAGCCACACAAAACCGCUUUAACCGCAGCGCUGAUCGGUCAGCUCGCGCUUGCGCCUACGCAGGCGCCACCGUCGAGCGGUGACAAUGGGGGUGCAGGUCUCUCGCUGGGUAUGCGUGUCAUGGACCAUCUCGCGAAUAUGUUUGUGCAGGAUAUUGAUGCACACUACUGGCGCAAUGUGCGCUUAUCGCUGCAUGUGUUUGCUGCGCUAAUUCCACUUGGCAUUGUAUCGCCGGCCUCAGUCCGAGCCGCGCUGCAGGCGCUUGUCGACGUGCUUGCGAGUGACGGUGUGAGUCGCACUGUGGCUGAUGCCGCGGCCGACUGUGUUAUUGAGACUGUGUGCCGAGCGGGUGCGGACUUGCUGCAACCAGAGCAAACACCGACAGAUGCGCCGGGGCAUGCGAAAGAACAGCUGGACGCGAUCGUGCGUGGGAUCCGUGCCUACGCUGACCGCCGCGAGGCACCCAGCACCCUUCUCUCGCCCUUUUCGCUCGCCCACGACGAGGGCGAGUACGCGUUUCUCAACGAGGAGGGCUGGGUCGAUCGUGUGCACGCGCUAGAAGCGAUGCAGGAGUAUGGGUACGUCCGCCCAGGCUUCCUCCCAUCGGCAUCGCAUCUACUUCCUACCACGGUCUCGUCGAUUACGAGCACUGUGCCUCUGGAACAACGGACGAUACGUCUGCCCGAGAUUCACGUCUCGCCGAUUCGCAGCGCCAAGUACGAUGAUCAGGACGACGAUCUCCUAGCGCCACCGCCUCAUCUCAACACGGGCAAAGGUAUGGCGGAUGUCGUGCGUGCCCGCAUUGGCGCGCCUACGCCUGAAUGUGCAGCGCGAUGGAUGGGCGAUAGUGUGCCGCAGCUUGGCCGGGCGAAUGGCCUGGUCCUUCGUGCGAUUGUCCAAGAUGUGCUGGACUUGUACGUGGUCAAUCGCAAGGAGUGUGCGCAUGUCCUCCUGGCCCUCCCGCAGUGGCUGCGUCGUGGCACGUUUGACGGGCGUGUUCCGCCGACACGGGGUGUCUUUGGAGAGAGCGAUAGCGAAUGGCUUGCUACGCAAGGUGAUGGACCCUGGAGUUUAGAGGAUGUGCUGCUGGAGUGUGUCCUGUCCACCGCGCUGCUCUUCCCACGUCCACCGCAGCUGGAGCUGUACUAUUCGUCUCUGCUUCGUGAGAUCGUCACGCUGGCACCGCAGCAAGUUGCUCCUUCGAUUGGGCGCACGAUCCGGCGCUUGUACAGUGCCUGUGCGGAGGGCCGUGUGCACGCGGAUGUGCUGCGCCGCGUGGCUGACUGGUUCAGUAUGCAUCUGAGCAACUUCAACUUUACGUGGGCGUGGACCGAGUGGGCUGACGAUGCCGCGCUGCCCUGGUCGCAUCCACGACGUGCGUUGGCACGACGCGUCGUUGAGCUGGAGGUGCGAUUGGCCUACUACGACCGUAUUAAAAGCACGCUUCCGCCCGAGUUGGAGUCGUCGCUGCUGCCCCCUUGGGAACCUGCGCCUGUCUACCUCUACGGUGAUCCUUCGCAUGCACACCAUGCCCUGGCCAUGCAGUUUUUCAACUCUCUCAAGGCCAAGGCCAGUGUGCAAGUCGUGCAGGCCGAUCUGCAAAGUUUCCAGCAGCGCAUCCUUGCGCCGCCUAGCGAUGUGCCAUCGCUCGACGAGACGCAUGUCGAGACGCCCGCUGAGGCCGAGCAGGUCGUCCGCGAUAUGGCCGUGCAGACGCUGCUCAAUGCUGGCAGCCGCAGCUUUUCUCACUUGCUCAACGUCAUUGAGCGGUACCAUGAACUGCUACGUGCGCUCUCACAGACCCCGGAGGCCCGUGUAUCUAUUCUGGCCAGUACGGCCGCAUUCUGGACGCGCUCGCCGCAGUGGGUCCUUAUCGUGUGUGACAAACUCCUGCAGUACCGUAUUGUCGAGCCUGUGGAUGUGGUGACCUUCGUCUUUUCGACGCCCGAAGCCACUGAGGCAGACGACGAGGCUGGCAGUGCGUUCGCGCUGGCCACACCGUCGGCCGUCUGGGGCUCGACGUCCCGCGAUUGGAGUUCGUUCCAUUGGUGGGCCAUGCUGCGUUUGACCGUCGACAAGGUCCUGGGCCGUGUGGGUCAGCUUGCUCGUCGUGUCGAGGAGCUGAAACGUGCCUCGUCUACUGAGACAACAGCGAGUGCGGACCCGACCUCGCACAGCGUUUCGUCGUCGGACGCUCCCCCGCGCGCUGCAGCCUCGUCGGUCGACGAAGCGCAAGUCCAUCUCGAUGCCAUCCAACUCGAGCAACGCAAAGUGCUUGUGACGAUCCUUACACAGAUGGUCGCUCUCCUUCAUGCACGUGGCCUGCCCACCUUGGAUGCUCAUGCUAGUGCAGAUGCAUGGCAGACGUGGUGGCUACACGAAUGGUACCGUGCGUUCCUGGGCGUGUACGCACCUGUGCUGGCGGCACACCGUGAGAUCCUUCUAGCGAACGUCUUUGCAAAGACGGCUAACGACGAUCCUGCGCUUACAUUGUUCGAGCAGGCAACGACAUGGGCCGCGUCGCUGGCACUGUAG